GAAACCGGAUAAUUUAAUAACGGGUGUCCUCGUUUAAUGGUGUUUUUGUUGGUGACCAAUGUUUUCGUUUUCACUUAUAAUUGUCUUUAUUUGUCGCCAAAGGUAAUGUUGGUGCAUAUCCUGAGUUUGCAAAUCGCUCAGUUUAAAAUACAGAGAGAGAGAUAACGUCGUUUUUUCGAAGUAUUUUGACCGUGACUGGGUGUUCAGGUGGUGAUUGUGAAUGACGAAAUACGAUCAGUGUUCUGUGGCAAUGAUUUCUGAACAAACGCUACGCUUCGGGGAACUGGUACAAUAUCUGAACAACUUUGCUACGCUUCGAGGAACUGAUACAACGUCUAAGCAAUCGUGCAGAGAGGCUUACUCUAAUAGGAUUGAACGAACUGAAUUCUACAAAAAGGAGACCGCGCAUGGAUUACAGCGUUCCACUUAAAACCAGUUUUGAACAUACAAGAAAAAAGAAAACAUACGGCUGGUAGUAGAAGAGUUGGCAUGACGCACGGGAAACAACAGGAGAGCCGCGAACGUGUGAAUCGAUUGAAUACUGCGCAUGCUUAAAGAAUAUAACUUUCUUGAACAUGGAAUUAUACUUGCCAACAAGUCAUUCUUAGGAAAAGUUUAAUACGAUAUUUACGUUUUUUCUGCUCACAUUGGGUAGGCAUUGUACAACGGUGGAGUUAAGUUGCUGCUACUAUUCUAACUAGCCUACAUUACUACUCUGGCUGUUACUUUGUUGUUACUGCACACAGAGACGCUUUAUUCACGCCGUGCGAGAAAUCUAUAUUGCGAUGGCUAACAUGACCACAAGAGCCAGAAGUACUGACAAAAGUUCAGAUCAGCAUAUGUAUUCCCGUGUGACCAGUGAAGAUCCGAAUAGUAAUGGGGUGCCGAGUGUACUGGAGAGCGACGUCUUGGACGAAGCAUUAAUUAUCAACAAGCAGACGACAUGGUGGAGAAAAUCGGCUCAGUUACUGGUGUGCGCAUUGGCGGGAAUAGUUUUUGGAUUUGCGAUGGAAAAGGGAAGAGUAUUUGAACCGUGGCUGAUCAGGCAACAGAUGCAAUUUAAGAAGUUUGUUAUGAUGAAGAUGUUUUUGUCAGCAGUUGCUUCCAGUUUAAUUUGCUUUUCUGUAAUGUCCAUCAUACCAGUCUUCAAAAUGUCAUUCCAAACAGCUAGUCGAAACUACCUGUCUGGAGUUUUCUCCAAAAGUAUCACCGAUACAGGUCUAGGUGGAGCACUUCUAGGAGUGGGUAUGACGUUAUCUGGAGGAUGCCCAGGAAAUGUGCUUAUUCAAGUCGGAUCAGGAGUGAACAAUGCAGGAACAACAUUUAUUGGAUGUUUAGUCGGAGCCUUGAUAUUUGGAUUGUUUGAGUCUUCUAUUAUGAGUUAUAUGACACCUGCAAAUUUCAAAACCUACACAUUAGAAAAAUAUUUUAAUAUGAAGUACAUUAAAAUUGCGUUACCGUUGGCAGCGAUGCUGAUGACAAUCGUCGCUCUGGUGGAGUACUGUUUCCCGUGGACAUCAGAGUUGACCAGCCCACAAACUCCUGGUGUAACAAUACUUCAUCUUAGAGCCUGGCCUUCAUAUUUAUGUGGUGCGUUGGUUGGUCUGCUUCAAAUUCCCAUCAUUCUUGCUGUGGAGGACACACUUGGUGGCAGUAGCAGUUACUGUACAAUGGUGUCGCAGGCCUUCUCGCAUGACGGGCUCAGCAGGUGGUCACCGUAUUUGGCAAAAUUCAGCAGUGGAAUGGAUAACUGGUGGCAGGUAUUCUACGUAACAUCUGCCAUAUUAGGUGGAUUCAUUUCAGCGUAUCUAUCAGAUACGCUUGGCAGCGCAGAAAGUGUCAGUGCUGUGGACGCAUUUGUCGGAGGUAUCCUCAUGGUAUUCGGUGCACGACUUGCUGGAGGCUGUACAAGUGGGCAUGGAUUAUCAGGACUAGGAACACUCAACUUCUUGUCCUUCGUAGCCGUACCCGCAAUGUUUGCCGGUGGCAUGGCGACAGCAGCCAUCAUGGAUGUCUUUGGUUACAUGCAAUAAUGAAUCUGCAAAAUCCAUUAAUGUGAACAAUAUUACUGAAGUAUUAUAAUGACUUUACAGUAAAGCAGAGAGCAGCAUAGUACAGUUGGUAAAAAAUAGUGCCCUUUGUGUGCCUGGUUCUCCAAAAAGCUGCUCUUGUACAUAGUUUAAAAUGCAAUUACAAACUUGGAAGGAAACAAACUGUAGGAUUUACGUGCAAAACGAUGGACUUAUUUCAAAAGUAUCGUAAUUAAUCAGUAGAUUUAUACUGAUAUUAUAUACAGUAAUUUGAUUACCCUGAAGCAGAACGAGUGAACCAACUUCCUUACUCAAUGGAGCAGGAUUUGUCAUCAAAGACUCUACACUGGAGCGGAUUAAGAAAAAAGACCAUCAUUAAAAACAUUAGUGAACUACUGGUAAACUCUCAGAUGGGAUUAGUCAAAUUCCUGGCACUUGAACAGAUUAGCACAUAUAUACAGAGCAUAACUGAUGGGGAUUAUUAUUUUAAUGGUCAGGAAACACAGAUGGAUUGUGUGCCUAUGUAAUAAUGGAUUUGAAUAUAUUCUGCAUUUGUAUCUUAUGAAAUUUGAAUGCAGGAUUUCAAGGAAAUAUAACAUAUACUUAGUCAGUAUCUUGAAAUAUAUGAGCAUUUUUAAGAAUGCAACCUACAUGCAAGGCUGAUGUCACUCGGCAAUACCGAAAUGUGCGCAUGUCAGAGACAGCGUGAAGGCAUCAGAUCUAUAUUGGACACCUUUUGUGAAAGUUGUAUUGAACGUGUUACUUUAAAAAAGUCAUUAAAUUAUCAAAACAAUAAAUGCUGUCAUCAUUGAUAUUUCAAAAUCAUUUUUACUUCUGUAUACAAAUCUAUUUCCAUUUUAACUAUUCUACCUAAUUUCUAACUAUGUGUAGGCCUACUAUGACUUUUGAAUUAGUUUUAAAUGAAGUGUCUUUUUGGUUUUUUUGGUUUUUUUGGUUUUUUUUUUUGUGAAGUCCUAAUAUUAAUUUUUAUCUUUUUUCACACCAUUAUAAAUAUAAAUCUUAAUAGUCAUAUAUUUUAACUGCAGUUUUUGGUGAUCAAAUGUAUAAAUAUGUACAGUAUAUAACUUCAAGGAAAUAUUUUAACAUCUUUUAUUUAUGUUAUGGGUUUCAUUUUAUGUUUGUCACUUUAGUGCAUGCCUCUGUUUUAAAAGUGUUGUUUAAAUUCCUGAUGAUAUAAUUAAUGUCGAAAUAUUGAAUCCCAACAUAAUGGUGUGCAUUGUAUGUAUUAUAUUAUCUUGUUUGAAUGUAAAGGGGUUGGAACAAAUAUCAUACAUGUGUAAUAACAGUGGUAAGGAUAAGUAAUGAGAAAAAAGACGCUGUUCAUCUUAUACACUUAUUAAAUUGGUUAAAGUGACAAAGCAAAAUCAAUGGGAAAAUGAAAGUGUUUUGCAAUACAACCAUUGCCUUGUUUAGACCAAUGCUUCCUUGUAAUAAUCAGAUUUCUUUACUUUGCGAUGAUUGAUAACGUUUAAAUUGGAGGUGGUUUCCUGCUGAAUGUAGUCAUAUUGUUCCUUUAUCAAUGGAAGUAUACAGGAAAAGUGCACACACUAAGGAUACUUAGUACAGUGACCCACAGUUAUAAUACAUUGUGUCUUCAAAAUAAUUUAAUUACUGUAGGUAUUUACACUAGGUGUUGAUUGUAGAAUUUUUUUAUUGAUUGUAGCAGUACAUAUACAUUUAAUUGGUUUAAAUUUAAGUAUUCUACAAAAAAUACAUUUGUGGUUCCAGUCAAACUAUAUCGUGGAUUACUAUAGAUAAUUUAUACUGUAUUAUCUAUAAAAAAAAAAAUUUUUAAACACAAACAUCGUAUAAAAUUCCAAUAAGACA
Molecule: messenger RNA, 3878 nt
Organism: Anneissia japonica
Lineage: Eukaryota; Metazoa; Echinodermata; Crinoidea; Comatulida; Comatulidae
Product: UPF0394 inner membrane protein YeeE-like
Exons: 9
Coding region: 786-2033 (415 amino acids)
Cellular component (GO): plasma membrane
Source: RefSeq, a predicted model, not a curated record